CAGGUAGUAGUUGUGGACAUCCGGACUUCUUCUGCUCAUCUGCCUGCCCACAAUGGAGGGUUUGUUCUUUAACGUCAGUAGCGGCUACAUCGAGGGCAUUGUCCGAGGUUAUCGGAACAGCCUUCUAACCGGCCAGCACUACUCCAACCUGACCCAAUGCGAAACCAUCGAUGAUGUCAAGCUGCAGCUCGCCCCCGCAUAUGGCGACUUCCUCGCCUCUCUCCCUCCUAACCCCUCUACCUCUGCCCUGGCGGGCAAAAUGACGGAUAAGCUGGUCGCUGAGUUCCGCUACCUCCUCGCGCAGGCCACGGGGUCGACCGCCAAAUUCCUGCAGUAUCUCACCUACGGGUACAUGAUCGACAACAUCGCCCUGCUCAUCACCGGUACCCUACACGAGCGUGACACCCGCGAGCUCCUGGAGCGAUGCCAUCCCCUGGGCUGGUUCGAAACUCUGCCCGUCCUGUGCGUCGCCACGAACAUUGAAGAGCUCUACAACUCCGUCCUGAUUGAGACACCGCUUGCCGGUUACUUCAGGGGCAGCCUGAGCCACCAGGAUCUGGACGAGCUGAACAUCGAGAUCGUGCGCAACACCCUCUACAAGAACUACCUGGAGGACUUCCACAACUUCGUCAACACACACCCCGAUCUCAAGGGCACCCCGACACAAGAGGUCAUGUCGGAUAUCUUGCAGUUCGAGGCCGACCGACGUGCGAUCAACAUCACGUUGAACUCCUUUGGCACGGAGCUCUCAAAGCCAGAGCGGAGGAAGCUCUACCCGGAGUUUGGCAAGCUUUACCCGGAGGGAUCCUUGAUGCUUUCCCGGGCCGAUGAUAUCGAGUCCGUGGCUCUCGCCGUGAGCAUCUCCGCGGACUACAAGGCGUUCUUCGAUGCUGUCGGUCUCACUCAGGGAGGUGGUGGUCUGGGAGGAUCGGACGGAAAGAGUCUGGAGGAUCUGUUCUACCAGAAGGAGAUGGAGAUGAGCAAAGUGGUAUUCACGCGGCAGUUCACUCCCGCCGUUGUAUACGCAUGGAUGAGACUGAAGGAGCAGGAAAUCCGCAACGUGACCUGGAUUGCCGAGUGCAUUGCCCAGAACCAGAAAGAGAGGAUUGGAAACUUUAUCUCCGUUUUCUAGAUACCAUAUCCCUUAUGUCACUCCGUUUCCAUCUGACCUUCCUCAAAAUAUCCUGCCGCAAUAUGUACCUCUCUCAUGCUGCAUGUGUAACCUCGAGUAUCCUGUUGCUUCUGGGCGCCUUCAUUUCUCCAUUGUUUCAGUCGUGUCUAGUCAGUACCCAGUCUCUGUAAUGAGCGCAUCAAAUCGCCCAGCAUACCUAUACUAGUUUUGGCUCGCCAGUCUUUGCUAUCCUUGCCCCGGGAGUUUGGGAAUUCUGCCUGUGAUAGAGUUUCUAGAUGAAACUGGAUUCUCUCUACCUUUCAUUAUGAUGGGUGCGUACAACCACACGCAUGUGUCGUAUUAUAAUAAUAC
Molecule: messenger RNA, 1483 nt
Organism: Aspergillus heteromorphus CBS 117.55
Lineage: Eukaryota; Fungi; Ascomycota; Eurotiomycetes; Eurotiales; Aspergillaceae
Product: H(+)-transporting V0 sector ATPase subunit d
Exons: 4
Coding region: 53-1132 (359 amino acids)
Biological process (GO): vacuolar acidification; proton transmembrane transport; vacuolar transport
Cellular component (GO): vacuolar proton-transporting V-type ATPase complex; fungal-type vacuole membrane; proton-transporting V-type ATPase, V0 domain
Molecular function (GO): proton-transporting ATPase activity, rotational mechanism
Source: RefSeq, a predicted model, not a curated record